AUGGUCCGCGCUAUUAAAGGGACUUUGGUCGAGUGCGAGCCCUCAAUUAAAUCUAUCAUUGUCAGUAUCGAUAGCAAGAACAAUGAGUACAUAAUCGAGGAUCUUGACGAAUCUCACCUUGUAAUCAAAGAUAAUAUGGUGGCUCAGUUGAAGAUGGAACUCGAAAAGCGAUUGAAGGAGAACGUCCCCGAUGUAGAGGAUGACUCCGAUUCGGACCGGGAUGUUCAAUAA
Messenger RNA from Daldinia childiae, 231 nucleotides. RefSeq names its product RNA polymerase II transcription factor B subunit 5. NCBI's taxonomy places the organism in Eukaryota, Fungi, Ascomycota, Sordariomycetes, Xylariales, Hypoxylaceae. Gene Ontology annotation, biological process: nucleotide-excision repair; transcription initiation at RNA polymerase II promoter; nucleotide-excision repair, preincision complex assembly. The coding region runs from base 1 to 231 and encodes 76 amino acids. The transcript has 3 exons. The record is from RefSeq and is a predicted model, not a curated record. Gene Ontology annotation, cellular component: transcription factor TFIIH core complex; transcription factor TFIIH holo complex.